AUGGGUGAUAACAAUGACGAGGUUGGCUUGACUGAUGUUGUCGUGGCUCAGCCUGCUGCCGUUGAUCAAGAUGAAUUAGUUUUACAGUUAAUGCAACAAAUUGCCAAAAUGAGGGUCAAAAUGCAAAGAAUGCAAGAUUUGCCUAAUCCAGUUUUCGCUUUCAACCCUCCAGGAGAUGGAAGACCUCCACUCCACUUUUCUUCUCUAAGCACGGAACAGAAUCCCUCCAUUGCUCUGCCAUUACCUCAAAAAACUACUUUUCAAAUUCCAAUUCCAAAUGAACCCUACGCCAACUGUUCUGAGAUUGAUCACUAUGAGGAACGAGAGAGAGAAUGGAGGUCAAAGGAAGAGGCAGUCAAACUGAAUAUGAAAGAAGAGAUCAGGAAAGCCAUGAAGGAGAUAGAUUGUAUUCCUGAAGUCGAUGGGUUGAGUUAUGAGGAUUUGUGCAUCCAUCCGGAUCUGGACCUCCCGGAAGGGUUUAAAGUGCCAAGAUUCGACACUUUUGGAGGAACAGGGAAUCCCUUGGAACACCUGAGGGCCUACUCGUUAGAAUGGUUUACCUCAUAUGAGACAAAACAGUGGUCUAGCUUGAAUGCACUAGCUAAAGAUUUCGUCGAACGGUUUGCCUACAAUGUGGAGAUCGUUCCUGAUUGCUAUUCUUUGGAGAGAAUUAGGAAGAAAUCCACUGAAAGCUAUCGUGAAUAUGCGUAUAAGUGGAGGAAGAAAGCCGCUCGGGUUCGACCUCCCAUGUCUGAGAAGGAGAUCGUUGAAGUGUUCAUACGUAUUCAAGAGCCAGAGUAUUAUGACAGGAUAAUGUUGCUCAUUGGAGCAAAAUUUGCGGAGAUAGUCAAGGUAGGUAAGGCUAUCGAAGAUGGGAUUAAAGCUGGAAAGAUUUCUCGCGUUGCCGCCCCAACCAAAUCUUCAGGACUGUUGAAAAAGAAGAGAGAUGAUGUGUCUUCUAUUUCCUACGCAUUUGAUGGAAAAGGACACUUCAGAAAAUCCUCACCUUACAAAGGUCAUCCUCGAGCUCCACAAAAUUCAUAUCCAGCUUGUUAUACCCAAUCAGGUUAUCAAACUCCACCACCGAGUUACCAAUUUCCACCUCUUGUUUACCAAACUCCAUUUCCAUAUUACCAAAAUACCCAUCCAUAUUACCUAGCUCCAUCAGUUAAUUGUUCAAAUAUCCAAUCAAGUUACCAAACUCCACCUCCGCACUACCAAAACACUCAUCCUAGCUACCGAGCUCCACAAUACAGAAAUUUCCAAACGCAAGUACCAACUCACCAAAAUCCUCCAAACUACCGUCAAGUACCUUUACAUCCAGGAAAUAAUUACAAUCCUCCUCGUGAGAAGAAACCUUCUAGAGUCUUUACUCCUUUGGUUGAGAGCCGAACACAACUUUUUGAGAGAUUGAAAUCGGCUGGCCUAAUACAGACAAUUGAUCCAAAUAAUAUCAAUGUCAACUCCAAGCUUUAUAGAUCCGAUCUUCACUGUGCUUACCAUUCAGGAGGUGCUGGGCAUAUUACCGAGAAUUAUAUCAACUUGAAGCAUAAAAUUCAGGACUUGAUAGACCAAAAGGUCGUCACUCUUCAGACUGCCACUCCUAAUGUUGAUAGUAACCCCAUGCCGAAUCAUGGAGGGGUAACUAUUAAUAUGGUUGAAGUCGAAGAAGAUUUGAAUGUGAAGAAAGUUUUAUCUCAGCUAACCUUGAAAAGCUUGAGAAAGUUGCAGCCCCUCCAACCAUAA
Messenger RNA from Solanum stenotomum, 1746 nucleotides. RefSeq lists its product as uncharacterized. The coding region runs from base 1 to 1746 and encodes 581 amino acids. The record is from RefSeq and is a predicted model, not a curated record. The transcript has 3 exons. Lineage: Eukaryota; Viridiplantae; Streptophyta; Magnoliopsida; Solanales; Solanaceae.